Clupea harengus (Atlantic herring) is the source of this 4608-nucleotide messenger RNA. It is a transcript of the gene lrig1, whose product is annotated as leucine-rich repeats and immunoglobulin-like domains 1. The transcript has 15 exons. NCBI's taxonomy places the organism in Eukaryota, Metazoa, Chordata, Actinopteri, Clupeiformes, Clupeidae. The coding region runs from base 59 to 2908 and encodes 949 amino acids. Gene Ontology annotation, molecular function: protein binding. The record is from RefSeq and is a predicted model, not a curated record.
ACUGUUGGCAGGGAAAAAGUAACAGCCCAAAGUGUUUCAAGAAAAGCUCUUCACCAUAAUGUGUGUUCAUUCUCUCUCUCUGUCUCUCUCUCUCCUGUGUCUCAGGCAGCACAACAAGAUCGGUAAUGUGGACGGCCGGACGCUCACGGCGCUCACCUCUCUGGAGACUCUGGACCUGAGCAACAACGACAUCACUGAGCUGAGAGUCCACUGCUUUCCCUUGGGGCUGCAGAUCAGAGACCUGUACCUGAGCAGUAAUAAGAUCGUGCACCUGGAGGCGGGGGCGUUCGACCAGCUCUCCGGCAGCCUGCAGGUCCUGCGCCUCGGACGCAACCGCCUCACACACAUUCCCGUCAAGGCCUUCCAGCUGUCUCAGCUCACCCAGCUGGAGCUGAGCAGGAACCGCCUGCGGCUGAUCGAGGGCCUGACCUUUCAGGGUCUGACCCGCCUGGAGGUGCUCAAGCUGCAGAGGAACAACAUCAGCAAGCUCACCGACGGGGCCUUCUGGGGACUGGCCAAGAUGAGGGUGCUUCACCUGGACUUCAACAAUCUGAAGGAGGUGAACAGCGGCUCUCUGUACGGCCUGACGUCGCUACAGCAGCUCUUCCUGGCCAACAACUCCAUCGCCCUCGUCAACCCGGACGGCUGGAGGUUCUGCCAGAAGCUGCGUGAGCUGAAUCUGUCCUAUAACAACCUGACGCGGCUGGAUGAGGGCAGCCUGGCGAUGCUGGGGGAUCUGCACACGCUCCGUCUGGGCCACAACGCCAUCAGCCACAUUAACGAGGGAGCCUUCCGGGGCCUCAGAGCCCUGCGCAACCUGGAGUUGGACCACAAUGACAUUUCGGGCACUAUAGAGGACACCAAUGGGGCCUUCGCUGGAUUGGAUGGCCUCCACAAACUAACUCUGUUUGGAAACAAGAUCAAGUCGGUGGCCAAGAAAGCCUUCGCAGGCCUCAAGGCUCUGCAGCACCUGAACCUGGGCGAGAACACCAUCCGCUCCAUCCAGCAGGAGUCCUUCGGCAUGAUGGCAAACCUUCAGAGCCUGCGUCUUGAGAGCGACAGCUUCCUGUGCGACUGCCAGCUGCAGUGGCUACCCGCGUGGCUGGUGGCCCGAGGGUUGCAGGCGGGGGUCAGUGCCAUCUGUGCCCACCCCGAGAUCCUGAAGGGCUCCACCAUCUUCGAGGCGCCCGUCGACAGUUUUGUGUGCGAUGACCUGCCGAAGCCCCAGAUCACGGUGCAUCCGGCGAGCACGGUGUCGGUGCUGGGCCAGGACGUCCGCCUAAGCUGCACGGCGGCCAGCAGCAGCAGCUCACCCAUGACCUUCGCCUGGCGCAAGGACCAGGAGCCGCUGCGCCACGCCGAGCUGGAGAACUUUGCCCACGUGCGCGCCCACGCCACCGCCGGCGGCACCACCGGCGCCACCGUCUCCUCCGCCCCCGUCCCAGCGGCGGCCCACAGCAACGUGAUGGAGUACACCACCGUGCUGCACCUGCGCCGCGUCACCUUCUCCCACGAGGGCCGCUACCAGUGCGUCAUCACCAACCACUUCGGUUCAUCCUACUCCCAGAAGGCCCGGCUCACCGUCAAUGUGUUGCCCUCGUUUGCCAAGACUCCGCGGGACCUGACGGUGCGCGUUGGUGCCACGGCGCGGCUGGAAUGCGCGGCUGAGGGCCACCCGGCCCCUCAAAUGGCCUGGCAGAAGGACGGCGGCACCGACUUCCCGGCCGCCCGCGAGCGGCGCAUGCACGUGAUGCCUGACGACGACGUCUUCUUCAUCACCGACGUCAAGCCCGAAGACGCUGGCGUCUACAGCUGCACCGCCCGCAACUCGGCCGGCACCGCCUCGGCAAACGCCACCCUCUCCGUGCUGGAGACUCCUCAUCUGGGUCAGGCCAUGGAGGACCGCAGUGUGGUGGUGGGCGACACGGUGGCCCUGCAGUGCAAGGCCCUAGGCAGCCCGCCCCCCCGCAUCACCUGGCUCCGUGGCGACGAGCCGCUGCGCCCCGGCGAGCGCCACCACUUCACGCCCGGCAACCAGCUGCUGGUCAUCCGGCAGGCGGUGCCCGAGGACGCCGGCCGCUACACCUGCCUCAUGUCCAACCCGCUGGGCACAGAGCGCGCCCACUGCCAGCUGAGCGUGCGCCCGCAGGCCUCGGGCCCCUGCGCCGCCCCACAGGGCCCCGCCACCGGCACCAUCGCCGCCGGAAUCAUCGUCAUCGCCGUGGUGACGAGCGUGGUGGCCACCUCGCUGGUGUGGGUGUGCAUCAUCUACCAGACGAGGAAGAGGAGUGAGGAGUGCAGCGUCACCAACACAGAUGAGACCAUCGUCCCUCCUGAUGUCCCCAGCUACCUGUCCUCCCAGGGGACGUUGUCAGAGAGGCAAGACGGGUCCAUCCGGGUGGACAGUAGCGGUAGCUCCCAGCCCAACGGUCACAUAGACAGCAACGGCUUUGACCACUCCGUGUGCUCCGACUGCAUGGAGAAUUACUCCAAGCCCCCAGACUACCUCUUGCAAAGCAUGAGCCCCCCUGGCCUGGAGUACCAGCAGACCCACCACCACUCAGGGUACAUCAGCGUCCCCGUGGGCAACCCGCCGCCCCCCCACCUCACCACAACCCCCCAUACCACCCCCCACUGCAACGGCACCCCCAACGGGGUCCUGCCACCUUUCCCCAGCAACCACGACAGGGUUGCCUCGCCCAAGAAGCUUGGAGAAAGCAAAGAUCCUGCCAUCACCAGAAUCGGGAUGUUGGGGGACGACAGCUUCCACAGGCCGGUCAAGCUGUCCCCCUUGACCUCAGUGGACAUUGAGCGUGACUCGGAGGUCACCCAGACUCUGCUGUCCAACGGACACACUCCCAGAGCCCUCCAGAGUGAGAGCCCCUCUCUCCGGCGAGGCAGCGACUAGCAUCCCCCUCCUCCUUUCACCCCACAAAAGAGAAAACAUUUUGGACUCUCGACGCUGCCGUCGCCUUUUUUGUCGUUUUUGUUUUGCACUGAGAGCUGCUACCUCAGCCAGGAGGAGGAAGAGGAGGAGGAGGAGGAGGCAGAGCUUGCCCAGUUUCACUAAACUGAGAGGAGGAAGAGGAGGAGGGGGGGGGAGGGAAGAGGGCGUUUCAGGGUUUGAAGGUGAAGCUUGCUUGUGGGGGCUGUGUCCCACGUGAGCGUUUUAGCUGUACAUAGUCUUAAAUCUUCCCAAGGGAGCUUCCAUUUAUGAAAAAGACAAAAGUGACUUGCAUUUGAAGCAUGCAAAUGUAGGGAAUACUGUACAGUAUAAGAGAGUGCUAUAAACAUUGGACAAUGGACUGUACAUAAGAGGUUUCAUAUAAAUAUAUAUUAUAUAUUAUAUCUAACUUUUACAAAGAGUAUUUGGAUUUAUUCUGUGCAUGAUGAGAACUGAGUGAUGGUAUUUUUUUUCUUGUUAACAAGCCUUUCCAGCUUUUUUUUUCUUCUCACUGUUAACUGUGGUGCCUUAAUAAUGCAUGAACAAAGUGUACAUCAGUACAUUUUGUGGUUUUCAUACCAUAACACACAUCCAGUGCAUUGCAGUGAAACCUUUGACCGGACAUGCUGUCGGUCUAUGGCCUUAAGUCAUGUAGUUCUGGCUAUGGGAUGAAGGGAGAGUUUUGGUGUGAUUUUAUUUGACACUGAAGAGGAGACACAGGUUGGCUUUAUAUAAUGUUCCAGUGAUUAAGCACUUUGCCAUAUGAUUUAUAUACAGGACAUUUUCUUUAAACGUGCAGAUUUUGAUUGUACUUUAUUAGGAAUGUAUGGAUUUCUAACAGCUUUGCCAAGGCACAUAUCACAGUGCUGACAUUUUGUGUCUCUAAAUCAUACAAAACAGACAAAGAAAUAAAAAAAACAACCAAGACUCUUCCAUUGACUAAGGAACUGACCACAUCACCAAGCUGCUUUUUAUUCACCCCGAUACCUGUGGUACUUCAGUAGAUUUGCAUUAUUUUUGGUUUUCUUUUCUUCUGGAAACUGACAUGAAUGUGGACCUUCUCCAAAAACAGCAGUAGUCUUUUUUUUUUUUUUAUCUAAUUCUUGCAAAAGCCUAAUGUUGCCAAACUACAAAAGGGAUAACGUCGACCUCUGGACUCACUUGAAAGGAGGCUGCUCGGAGAAGUGCUGCAUGACCUGCUGUCUCGGGGUCUCUUAACAGCACCCCAUGUUCUCCCUCUCUCUCUCUCACACACACACACACACACACACACACAGGCAAUGGCCAGUAAACUCUAAACCUUACUCCAGCUUUCUUAACACCUUGUUGCAACACUACAUCAAAGUCUGUUCAGAUUUGACAUGAUCCACAUCCACACGCGCGUCGACGAGGAACGGCCAGCAAAGUGCUCAACUCCAUUCUGUGAAAAGCUCAGCGUUCCCUGAAAGAUUUUUCUUUCUACCAAACCAAGUAGAGCUGAACAGCCUAUGUUUGUUUGAACGGACAUUAUUGGGAUUGUGGGCUUUUUUUUUUUUUUUUUUUAAUGUGCUCAGAUUAAUUUAUUUAAAUGAACACUCAAACUGUUGUACAUUGACAAAGCUAAGACGUUGAAGUGUCUAACAUGGCAAGUGUCUAUUAAAGUCACAUUUUGCUAUUUUACACUA